Sardina pilchardus (European sardine) is the source of this 9518-nucleotide messenger RNA. Its product is annotated as mucin-2-like. Lineage: Eukaryota; Metazoa; Chordata; Actinopteri; Clupeiformes; Clupeidae. Bases 157 to 9138 code for a protein of 2993 amino acids. The transcript has 39 exons. The record is from RefSeq and is a predicted model, not a curated record.
CCAUCAACACCAACUGUCACAUCAACAUCAGUUACACCACAAACAAAUGCCACAACACUUACAUCCACAACUGGCUCCACCUCAACACCAGCACAAUCAUCAACAUCAGUACCCAUCACCACAUCACCUCAAACAUCUCCUUCAACAUCACAGCCUAUGACACUAUCUCCUUCCUCAUCAUCAGUAACCAUCACAACACAGGCGUCAUCAUCAGUCUCUAUCUCUGCCUCCUCUACACCAGCAGCUACAACUCCAACAUCUGCUUCAGAAGCAACAACAUCAACAUCAUCAACAUCAACUGUCACAUCAACAACUGACUCCACCUCAACAACAUCACAAUCAUCAACAUCAGUACCAAUCACAACAUCAACUCAAACAUCUCCUUCAACAUCACAGCCUAUGACACUAUCUCCAUCCUCAUCAUCAGUAACCAUCACAACACAGGCGUCAUCAUCAGGCUCUAUCUCUGCUUCCUCUACACCAGUAGCUACAUCUCCAACGUCUGCUUCAGAAUCCACCACAUCCCCCGUACCAUCAACAUCAGCUACACCACAAACAAAUGGCACAACACUUAUAUCCACAACUGACUCCACCUCAACACCAGCACAAUCAUCAACAUCAGUACCCAUCACAUCAUCACCUCAAACAUCUCCUUCAACAUCACAGCCUAUGACACUAUCCCCAUCCUCAUCAUCAGUAACCAUCACAACACAGGCGUCAUCAUCAGUCUCUAUCUCUGCUUCCUCUACACCAGUAGCUACAACACCAACAUCUGCAUCAGAGGCAACAACAUUCCCAGUAUCAUCAACACCAAUUGUCACAUCAACAUCAGUUACACCACAAACAAAUGCCACAACACUUACAUCCACAACUGGCUCCACCUCAACACCAGCACAAUCAUCAACAUCAGUACCCAUCACAACAUCACCUCAAACAUCUCCUUCAACAUCACAGCCUAUGACACUAUCUCCAUCCUCAUCAUCAGUUACAACCACAACACAGGCGUCAUCAUCAGUCUCUAUCUCUGCCUCCUCUACACCAGUAGCUACAACUCCAACAUCUGCUUCAGAAUCCACCACAUCCCCCGCACCAUCAACAACAACUGUCACUGUUCGCCAAACAACUACUCCUACAACAACUACUGCAGCACUCAUCCCAGAGCCUGAAGUAAACCUGGAAUUCAAACUAGAGAAGACGUUCACACAAGAACUGCAAAAUGCCUCUUCACCAGCAUUUCAAGAGCUGGCUACUCAAGUGACCGAAGCGCUAGAUAAAGUAUACUCUGAAAAGUUUGGAUCUCGUUUCAAUCGUACGGAAAUAAAAAGUUUCAGACAAGGGUCUGUCGUUGUGGAUUCUGUACUGAUUUUCAAUGAUGCAAACUCUGUUCCUGACACUGGAAAUGUGACUUCCACUCUGGAAGAAGCCGUUUCCACCAACAGCUCAGACUUUGCUCAACUUGCCGUAAACUCCACUAGUAUAAAAGCUGAACGUGUUUUCAGAACAGUAACACAAGCUCCGACAACAGUGACCACAAAUGCACCUUCAACCCCCACAUCAGAACCCACAACAGCAUCUGCAACAAGCCUUGAGACACAAACCACCAGUGGCUCCACCUCAACACCAACACAAUCAUCAACAUCAGUAUCCAUCACAACAUCACCUCAAACAUCUCCUUCAACAUCACAGCCUAUGACACUAUCUCCAUCCUCAUCAUCAGUUACAACCACAACACAGGCUUCAUCAUCAGUCUCUAUCUCUGCCUCCUCUACACUAGCAGCUAUAACUACAACAUCUGCUUCAGAAUCCACCACAUCCCCUGCACCAUCAACACCACCUGUUACAUCAACAUUAGUUACACCACAAACAACUGCCACAACACUUACAUCUACAACUGACUCCACCUCAACACCAGCACAAUCAUCAACAUCAGUACCCAUCACCACAUCACCUCAAACAUCUCCUUCAACAUCACAGUCUAUGACACUAUCUCCAUCCUCAUCAUCAGUAACCAUCACAACACAGGCGUCAUCAUCAGUCUCUAUCUCUGCUUCCUCUACACCAGUGGCUACAACUCCAACAUCUGCUUCAGAAUCCACCACAUCACCUGCACCAUCAACACCACUUGUCACAUCAACAUCAGUUACACCACAAACAAAUGCAACAACACUUACAUCCACAACUGGCUCCACCUCAACACCAGCACAAUCAUCAACAUCAAUACCCAUCACCACAUCACCUCAAACAUCUCCUUCAACAUCACAGCCUAUGACACUAUCCCCAUCCUCACCAUCAGUAACCAUCACAACACAGGCGUCAUCAUCAGUCUCUAUCUCUGCUUCCUCUACACCAGUAGCUACAUCUCCGACAUCAGCUUCAGAAUCCACCACAUCACCUGUAUCAUCAACAACAGAAGUCACAUCAACAUCAGUUACACCACAAACAAACGGCACAACACUCAUAUCCACAACUGUUCCCCAAACAACCACUCCCACAACAACUACUCCUACAACAACUACUCCUACAACAACUACUCCUACACCAACUACUCCUACAGCUCUCAUCCCAGAGCCUGAAGUCGAACUGGAAUUCAGGCUCCAGAAGACAUUCACACAAGAACUGCAAAAUGCCUCUUCACCAGCAUUUCAAGAGCUGGCUACUCAAGUGACCGAAGCGCUAGAUAAAGUAUACUCUGAAAAGUUUGGAUCUCGUUUCAAUCGUACGGAAAUAAAAGGUUUCAGACAAGGGUCUGUCGUUGUGGAUUCUGUACUGAUUUUCAAUGAUGCAAACUCUGUUCCUGACACUGGAAAUGUGACUACCACUCUGGAAGAAGCCGUUUCCACCAACAGCUCAGACUUUGCUCAACUUGCCAUAAACUCCACUAGUAUAAAAGCUGAACGUGUUUUCAGAACAGUAACACAAGCUCCGACAACAGUGACCACAAAUGCACCUUCAACCCCCACAUCAGAACCCACAACAGCAUCUGCAACAAGCCUUGAGACACAAACCACCAGUGGCUCCACCUCAACACCAGCACAAUCAUCAACAUCAGUACCCAUCACAACAUCACCUCAAACAUCUCCUUCAACAUCACAGUCUAUGACACUAUCCCCAUCCUCAUCAUCAGUUACAACCACAACACAGGCUUCAUCAUCAGUCUCUAUCUCUGCUUCCUCUACAUCAGUAGCUACUACUCCAACAUCUGCUUCAGAAUCCACCACAUCACCUGCUCCAUCAACACCACUUGUCACAUCAACAUCAGUUACACCACAAACAAAUGCAACAACAUUUAUAUCCACAACUGGCUCCACCUCAACACCAGCACAAUCAUCAACAUCAGUACCCAUCACAACAUCAUCUCAAACAUCUUCUUCAACAUCACAGCCUAUGACACUAUCUCCAUCCUCAUCAUCAGUAACCAUCACAACACAGGCGUCAUCAUCAGUCUCUAUCUCUGCUUCUUCUACUCCAGUAGCUACAUCUCCAACAUCUGCUUCAGAAUCCACCACAUCCCCCGUACCAUCAACAACAGAAGUCACAUCAACAUCAGUUACACCACAAACAAAUGCAACAACACUUACAUCCACAACUGGCUCCACCUCAACACCAGCACAAUCAUCAACAUCAGUACCCAUCACAACAUCACCUCAAACAUCUCCUUCAACAUCACAGUCUAUGACACUAUCCCCAUCCUCAUCAUCAGUUACAACCACAACACAGGCGUCAUCAUCAGUCUCUAUCUCUGCCUCCUCUACAUCAGUAGCUACAUCUCCAACAUCUGCUUCAGAAUCCACCACAUCACCUGCGUCAUCAACACCCCUUGUCACAUCAACAUCAGUUACACCACAAACAAAUGCAACAACAUUUAUAUCCACAACUGUAGCUACAUCUCCAACAUCUGCUUCAGAAUCCACCACAUCCCCCGUACCAUCAACAACAGAAGUCACAUCAACAUCAGUUACACCACAAACAAAUGCAACAACACUUACAUCCACAACUGGCUCCACCUCAACACCAGCACAAUCAUCAACAUCAGUACCCAUCACAACAUCACCUCAAACAUCUCCUUCAACAUCACAGUCUAUGACACUAUCCCCAUCCUCAUCAUCAGUUACAACCACAACACAGGCGUCAUCAUCAGUCUCUAUCUCUGCCUCCUCUACAUCAGUAGCUACAUCUCCAACAUCUGCUUCAGAAUCCACCACAUCACCUGCACCAUCAACACCACCUGUCACAUCAACAUCAGUUACACCACAAACAAAUGCCACAACACUUAUAUCUACAACUGGCUCCACCUCAACACCAGCACAAUCAUCAACAUCAGUACCCAUCACAACAUCACCUCAAACAUCUCCUUCAACAUCACAGUCUAUGACACUAUCCCCAUCCUCAUCAUCAGUAACCAUCACAACACAGGCGUCAUCAUCAGUCUCUAUCUCUGCCUCCUCUACAUCAGUAGCUACUACUCCAACAUCUGCUUCAGAAUCCACCACAUCACCUGCUCCAUCAACACCACCUGUCACAUCAACAUUAGUUACACCACAAACAAAUGCAACAACACUUAUAUCUACAACUGGCUCCACCUCAACACCAGCACAAUCAUCAACAUCAGUACCCAUCACAACAUCAUCUCAAACAUCUUCUUCAACAUCACAGCCUAUGACACUAUCUCCAUCCUCAUCAUCAGUAACCAUCACAACACAGGCGUCAUCAUCAGUCUCUAUCUCUGCUUCUUCUACUCCAGUAGCUACAUCUCCAACAUCUGCUUCAGAAUCCACCACAUCCCCCGUACCAUCAACAACAGAAGUCACAUCAACAUCAGUUACACCACAAACAAAUGCAACAACACUUACAUCCACAACUGACUCCACCUCAACACCAGCACAAUCAUCAACAUCAGUACCCAUCACCACAUCACCUCAAACAUCUCCUUCAACAUCACAGCCUAUGACACUAUCUCCUUCCUCAUCAUCAGUAACCAUCACAACACAGGCGUCAUCAUCAGUCUCUAUCUCUGCCUCCUCUACACCAGUAGCUACAUCUCCAACAUCUGCUUCAGAAUCCACCACAUCCCCUGCACCAUCAACACCCCAAAUCACAUCAACAUCAGUUACACCACAAACAAAUGGCACAACACUCAUAUCCACAACUGUUCCCCAAACAACUACUCCCACAACAACUACUCCUACAACAACUACUCCUACACCAACUACUCCUACACCAACUACUCCUACAGCUCUCAUCCCAGAGCCUGAAGUCGAACUGGAAUUCAGGCUCCAGAAGACAUUCACACAAGAACUGCAAAAUGCCUCUUCACCAGCAUUUCAAGAGCUGGCUACUCAAGUGACCUCAGCGCUAGAUAAAGUAUACUCUGAAAAGUUUGGAUCUCGUUUCAAUCGUACGGAAAUAAAAAGUUUCAGGCAAGGGUCUGUCGUUGUGGAUUCUCUACUGAUUUUCAAUGAUGUAAACUCUGUUCCUGACACUGAAAAUGUGACUACCACUCUGGAAGAAGCCGUUUCCACCAACAGCUCAGACUUGGCUCAACUUGCCAUAAAUUCUACUAGUAUAAAAGCUGAACGUGUUUUCAGAACAGCAACACAAGCUCCGACAACAGUGACCACAAAUGCACCUUCAACCCCCACAUCAGAACCCACAACAGCAUCUGCAACAAGCCUUGAGACACAAACCACCAGUGAACUUACCACAAUGCCUAUUUCUACAUCAACUUCAUCAACAUCACAACUAACAUCAGAACUCACCACAACUGCUGUCUCUAUGUCAACCUCACAACUAACAUCAGAACUCACCACAACAGCUGUUGCUACGUCAACUUCAUCACCAACAACACAACUAACAUCAGAACUCACCGCAACAUCUGUUUCUACGUCAUCCUCAUCAACAUCACAACUAACAUCAGAACUCACCACAACAGCUGUUUCUAUGUCAACAUCACCAACAACACAACUAACAUCAGAACUCCCCACAACAAUUGUUUCUAUGUCAACAUCACCAACAACACAACUAACAUCAGAACUCCCCACAACAAUUGUUUCUAUGUCAACAUCACAACUAACAUCAGAACUCCCCACAACACCUGUUUCUAUGUCAACAUCACCAACAACACAACUAACAUCAGAACUCCCUACAACACCUGUUUCUAUGUCAACAUCACCAACAACACAACUAACAUCAGAACUCCCCACAACAAUUGUUUCUAUGUCAACAUCACCAACAACACAACUAACAUCAGAACUCCCCACAACUGCUGUUUCUAUGUCAACAUCACAACUAACAUCAGAACUCCCCACAACACCUGUUUCUAUGUCAACAUCACCAACAACACAACUAACAUCAGAACUCCCCACAACAAUUGUUUCUAUGUCAACAUCACCAACAACACAACUAACAUCAGAACUCCCCACAACACCUGUUACUAUGUCAACAUCACCAACAACACAACUAACAUCAGAACUCCCCACAACACCUGUUUCUAUGUCAACAUCACCAACAACACAACUAACAUCAGAACUCCCCACAACAACUGUUUCUAUGUCAUCACCAACAACACAACUAACAUCAGAACUCCCCACAACUGCUGUUUCUAUGUCAACAUCACAACUAACAUCAGAACUCACCACAACAGCUGUUGCUACGUCAACCUCAUCACCAACAACACAACUAACAUCAGAACUCCCCACAACACCUGUUACUAUGUCAACAUCACCAACAACACAACUAACAUCAGAACUCCCCACAACACCUGUUUCUAUGUCAACAUCACCAACAACACAACUAACAUCAGAACUCCCCACAACACCUGUUUCUAUGUCAACAUCACCAAAAACACAACUAACAUCAGAACUCCCCACAACAACUGUUUCUAUGUCAACAUCACCAACAACACAACUAACAUCAGAACUCCCCACAACUGCUGUUUCUAUGUCAACAUCACAACUAACAUCAGAACUCACCACAACAGCUGUUGCUACGUCAACCUCAUCACCAACAACACAACUAACAUCAGAACUCCCCACAACAAUUGUUUCUAUGUCAACAUCACCAACAACACAACUAACAUCAGAACUCCCCACAACACCUGUUACUAUGUCAACAUCACCAACAACACAACUAACAUCAGAACUCCCAACAACAGCUGUUUCUAUGUCAACAUCACCAACAUCUCAACCUACAUCAGAACUCACUACAACAGUUGUUUCUAUGUCAACAUCACCAAUAACACAACUAACAUCAGAAGUCAUCACAACAGGGGAUGCUUCUACAAUGGCUACAGCCCCUACAACAGCUGCCCCUACAACAGCUGCCCCUACAACAGCUGCUCCUACAGCUGCUCCUACAACAGAGCUAAAUACUGAUUCAGCAAAUGCAGAUGAAGGCAGCCUCAAUCUGGAUUUUAGUCUCAAUCAGACGUUUACUUCCGACCUUUCUGAUCAAAACUCAGCGGCAUUCAAAGCACUAUCAACAGACGUAGUGACAAAACUGAAUGCAAUUUAUCAAGCACAAUUUCCAAGCACAUUCAAACGCUCCAGGGUCAUAAGCUUUACGUCUGGGUCAGUCGUUGUUGCCUCAGAGCUUGUGUUUCAAAACAGAACUUCAGUUCCAUCUAUUAGCAGCGUGGAAUCGACUUUGAACAACUCAGAUACCCUGAACAUAGUACCAGGCACCAUCAGAUCAAGUUCUACAGCUUCCACUACUGCAGCCCCUACAACAGCUGCUCCUACAACUGCUGCCCCUACUACAGCUGCCCCUACGACUGCAGCCCCUACAACAGCUGCCCCUACUACAGCUGCCCCUACUACAGCUGCCCCUACAACAGCUGCCCCUACUACAGCUGCCCCUACAACAGCUGCCCCUACAACUGCAGCCCCUACAACUGCAGCCCCUACAACUGCAGCCCCUACAACAGCUGCCCCUACUACAGCUGCCCCUACAACUGCUGUCCCUACAACAGCUGCCCCUACUACAGCUGCCCCUACAACAGCUGCCCCUACAACAGCUGCCCCUACUACAGCUGCCCCUACAACAGCUGCCCCUACUACAGCUGCCCCUACAACAGCUGCCCCUACAACUGCAGCCCCUACAACAGCUGCUCCUACACCUGCCCCUACAACAGAGCUAAAUACUGAUGCAGCAAGUGCAGAUGAAGGCAGCCUCAAUCUGGCUUUUAGUCUUGAUCAGACGUUCACUUCCGACCUUUCUAAUCAAAGCUCAGCAGCAUUCAAAGCACUUUCAACAGAAGUAGUGACAAAACUGAAUGCAAUUUAUCAAGCACAAUUUCCGAGCACAUUCAAGCGCUCCAGGGUCAUAAGCUUUACGUCUGGGUCAGUCGUUGUUUCCUCAGAGCUUGUGUUUCAAAAUGAAGCUUCACUUCCAUCUACUAGCAGUGUGGAAUCGACUUUGAACAGCUCAGAUACCCUGAACAUAGUACAAGGCACCAUCAGAGCAAGUUCUACAGCUUCCACAACUGUUGCCCCUACAACAGCUGCCCCUACAACAGCUGCCCCUACUACAGCUGCCCCUACAACUGCAGCCCCUACAACAGCUGCCCCUACUACAGCUGCCCCUACUACUGCAGCCCCUACAACUGCUGCCCCUACUACAGCUGCCCCUACAACAGCUGCCCCUACAACAGCUGCCCCUACAACAGAGCUAAAUACUGAUGCAGCAAGUGCAGAUGAAGGCAGCCUCAAUCUGGGUUUUAGUCUUAAUCAGACGUUCACUUCCGACCUUUCUAAUCAAAGCUCAGAGGCAUUCAAAGCACUUUCAACAGAAGUAGUGACAAAACUGAAUGCAAUUUAUCAAGCACAAUUUCCGAGCACAUUCAAGCGCUCCAGGGUCUUAAGCUUUACGUCUGGGUCAGUCGUUGUUGCCUCAGAGCUUGUGUUUCAAAACAAAACUUCAGUUCCAUCGGCUAGCAGCGCAGAAUCGGCUUUGGAAAACUCAAAUACCCUGAACAUAGUAGCAGGCACCAUCAGUGCAAGUUCUACAACGACGACUUCGGCUCCUAACACAACUGUAACAGCUACCACCCCUAACUCUGCUCCACCAGCCAGAUUGGUGUCAGCUCUCACUCUGGCUCUCACCAUGUUGCUCCUUUCUCUACAAAAUCUGACCUUCUUAUGAGAGCUUGUGUCUAAUGUAGAUUGACAUGUGCAUUUGACCUGUAUGAAGUUCAGCUAUGUGGUAAGAUAAAUCAAAAACCUGUACUAGAGAGCUGUACAGUUAGCUAUGCUAUGAUUCCAGCUGUGCAUAAGCAGUGUAUGACAGGCAGGCAAAAUGCUACUUGUUGAAUUAUGUCAUACUCUUUUUCUAUUAUGUAUUUAUGUCUACUUCUAAAAUAUCAAAAAUGCUAUUUAAGACUAACAUAUGCUAUUGUAGCCUACUGUAAAGCUAUGGUGCAACAUUAUGCAAACUUAAGCUAUGGUGUUGACAUGAUCUGUGCAUAUAUUGUAAUCUUUGCUUAUCGUAAUUGAGAAGAAAAUAUAAAGCUUCAUUUAUUGCAA